Messenger RNA from Cuscuta europaea, 794 nucleotides. Lineage: Eukaryota; Viridiplantae; Streptophyta; Magnoliopsida; Solanales; Convolvulaceae. The record is from the annotation of a GenBank genome assembly.
UGAUCAUGACACAUAUGGUACUCUAAGGUCAAAUAUUCUUAGUGCGGAUGAAUUACCAUCACUGACAAGAGUUUACCACAUGGUGACUCAAGAAGAAAGGCAUCAAAAUAUGGUGCGUGGACGUGAAGAAAAACCGGAGGCUGCGGCGUUUGCUGCACGCGCGGCUGUGAUUGAAGGAACCCGAGAAGAUCGUGUUAAAUGCACAUUCUGUAACAAACCCGGACAUGCGGUAGAACAUUGCUUCAAACGGACGGGGCAGUACCCUGAGUGGUGGUUUGACAAUCCGGGAAGAGGACGCGGCGGACGAGGACGAGGAGGAACUGGCCGGGGUGGCGGAACAAGCCGUGGACGUGGACGUGCUUCCGUGCAUGCGAUGCAAGCGGCAGAAAGUUUUGAAGAGGCAGCCGUGAUGCGUGUAGGAACAAGUGCUGCCAUGCAAAAGCCAACACUCACUGAUGAACAGUGGCAGCAGCUUAUUAAGAUGCUAGACAACAGUAAGAUAGCACCACACGUGGAGAAUCUUACAGGACCUACUUACGAGGAUGCCGAUUGGAGUGGGUGAUCGACGAGGGGGAGUUUAUUUUUUCCGGAGUCUUGAUCAAGCUCAAGUACAUGCGGUGGCAGCGUCAGACUCAGGUGAACUGUGGCAUUCUCGGUUGGGACAUCCGUCAGUGAAAGUUUUACGUUUGGUUAAUUGUUUGAAUAAGACUUUGUUGAAAUCUGUUCAGAAUAAUGUGUGUGAUGCAUGUUUACGUGGUAAACAAACUCGUGACGUUUUUUAUAUUUGUGUUGCA